GGGUCCUCCUCACGUCGAGGGCAGGAGCUCAUUUCUCGAGCCUAGGACUUCCUAGUAGGACCUCGUCUUACCACAUCGAAUCAAGACCAUCACUACAAGUACAACCGCCACCACGCACAUUCCCCUUUGUCUUCACAAACCUAUCACCAUCAUCAUGACACAAAGCUCGACCGGCACAGCUGGUCUCCUUCAGCGACAACUGAAGGCGAUGCAAUCUGCGAAGGACUUGCCAGGAAUAUCGUGUGGACUCGUCAAUGACAACGUCUUCGAGUGGGAGGUGAUGCUUAUGAUCUCCGAUGACUGCAAAUACUAUGGCGGAGGCAAUUUUCGAUGCCAUCUCUCCUUCCCACAAGACUAUCCUCAUGCCCCACCCUCCCUUGUCUUCAAGACUCCAAUUCCCUUCCACCCGAAUAUCUACAUCGACGGUCGACUCUGCAUCUCGAUUCUACACCCUCCAGGAGACGAUCAGUAUGGAUAUGAGUCUGCGAGUGAGCGAUGGAGUCCGGUACAGACACCUGAGACUAUACUAUUGAGUGUGAUCAGUCUGCUGCAUAGCCCCAACGACGAGAGUCCCGCCAAUGUCGAGGCCGCGAGGUUAUGGAGAGAAGAAAAGAAGAACUCUGACAAGGAAUUCAGAAAACGAUGCCGGAAGAUCGUCAGAGAAAGCUUGGGCGAGGACUAAGGACAGAGCGUGAAUGUGGGGUGUAGCGGAUGGUGCUUUUACGGGCGUCAGGCAAAUUCAUGGGCAACAUUGAUAGCGAUACGGAAUCUUUUGGGCCGGUCAUAGCGCAUUCAAUUCAGCGAUCAAUUUUGAUGCUGCAGGUUUGGGCGUCUGAUACGAUAGCGUAUGCAUGGACAUUCCUUCAAUUCUUAUCCGAACAUGUUACUCCUCGAGCACAGGAAGCCGGCCCUUACUGCUUUGUUAUGGGAGGUCCUCUCUGGGAUUUUAUAACAAAGUUGUUAAUCAGAGUCACCUGAACAAGUGUUCAACUUUGUGAUAUCGGAUCCCGGUUGUGGUCCACCGAAGAUUGUACGCUUCAUUGCCUUAGCCUCAAACAUUACUCUCAAUUCACGAAUUUGAAACAAGAAUCAA
Mollisia scopiformis is the source of this 1093-nucleotide messenger RNA. RefSeq names its product ubiquitin-conjugating enzyme E2. The transcript has 2 exons. NCBI's taxonomy places the organism in Eukaryota, Fungi, Ascomycota, Leotiomycetes, Helotiales, Mollisiaceae. The coding region runs from base 155 to 682 and encodes 175 amino acids. Gene Ontology annotation, cellular component: endoplasmic reticulum; cytosol. The record is from RefSeq and is a predicted model, not a curated record.